UUAUGCUUUCCUUUCAAAAAUAACAAUUGAGUUUAUGAUCCCUCGUAACAAAGCAUUUUGUUUUUGCUGAUCCUAGCCAAAAGCAGAAGGAAGGGUGUCAGCAUUCACAUUAUGUGACAGUUGAUUUGACAAAGUUAGUCAGGAACUUGAAUGCUUUUGUGGCAGAAGAUUGGUGCUGUGUUGUGAAAGAUGCUUUGCAACAUUUGUUUGUGCAGGAGCUGGUGAUAAUAGGUUGACAUUAAGCUAUUUUUCUGUCUGAUAAAUGCAAAGAUUCAGGAUGCAGCCAAUUGCCGAAUGAGUUGGAUUUGACGGGGAACCCUUCAGCAAAGUCUGGGUAGGGUUGGGCAAGAACUCAACAACAGGAAAAGCCAUAUCAGGAGGAGCAGCUGCUGUGCCCUGAAGGUUUUUUUUACUCAUGAUCUAAAUCUAUAGUCACGGGUGAGUGUAUUUAUUUCCAACCGACCUGGGAAAAUCAAAAUAUUCCUUUACCUGAGAAAUAGUUUCUAUUGAAAUAAGCAAUAAAGUAAUUACUGCCUUGGGAUCCAAAAUCUUCCUGAUCCAAGUUUCAUUCAAGAGGGAUUCUUCAAACGAGAAGGAAGUUACAUGAAGAUAACCCUUCAGUUGACUUUUAGAGAACAUUGCCAAGUAGGAUACCACAGAGAACAAUAGGACAAGAAGCAAAUUAACUGAAGAUAAAGACGGAAAAGUUGAGGCCAUGUGUUCUAUUAAGAUUGAGUCUGUUGUGAAGGAGAAGAACAGGAUGGGAGAGUGCCCAGUAUGGGAAGAAAGGGAAAAUGCACUUGUAUAUGUGGAUAUUAAUUCACAGAAAGUUUGCCGCUGGAACUCAGUCACCAACGAAGUGCACAGUGUGUCUGUGGAUGCUCGCGUUGGCUCGGUGGCCCUUCGAAAGUGCGGGGGUUAUGUCAUUGCCUUGGGAACCAGAUUUGCCUUUUUAAACUGGGAAAUGGAGUCAGUAACCACUAUUGCAGAACUUGAACAGGAUAAACCAAACAACAGGUUCAAUGAUGGGAAAGUGGAUCCAAAGGGGAGAUUUUUUGCUGGUACCAUGGCUGAGGAGACAGAACCUGGUGUGCGAGCGAGAUGCCAAGGUGCCCUCUACACGCUCUUUCCUGAUUAUUCUGUAGUGAAGCAGUUAGACCAGGUGGACAUCUCUAAUGGAUUGGAUUGGUCACUGGAUCACAGAACCUUCUUUCAUAUUGAUAGUCUGGCGUAUGCUGUCCAUGCUUUUGACUAUGAUGUGCACACGGGAAAAAUCGCCUGCUGUAAAGUUUUGUACCAAUUAGAAAAGGAGGAACAAAUGCCUGAUGGAAUGUGUAUUGACGCAGAAGGGAAACUUUGGGUGGCCUGUAUUGAUGGAGGGAGAGUGAUCCGUAUAGAUCCUGAGACAGGAAAAAGAAUCCAGACUGUGAAGCUGCCUGCUUCAAGGAUCACCUCCUGCUGCUUUGGUGGAAAAGAUUAUUCAGAAAUGUAUGUGACUUCUGCCUAUGAUGGGCUAGACAAGGCAGCUUUGGCAAAGGAACCUCGGGCAGGGGAGAUUUUCAAGAUAACGGGCCUGGGUGUGAAAGGAAUCCCACAAUAUUCAUAUGUUGCUUAAAUAUUAACUGUUUAUAGCAAACAAAAUAAAUGUACGGCCCAUGCAGGAGCAGUUUUGAACAGGAACCGUUCACUGAAUUGCAAAACUAUCUAUCUGAAUAUUUUUCUAUACACCUUUUGGAGCUUAGAACUAAUUUUUUCUUCUCCAUGUUUGGUUCUACAGCAUGGUACCAGAGUGGAAUUUUAGCAGAAGCAGAUAAAUAAGGUAACCCUAGAAGUGAAAACAGAUUUUCAGAAUGCGUAGGCUUGUAAAAUUUCUUAUGAUCUUGCAUAAGCCUUCUUUAUUAUUUACUCCAGCAUUCCUAGUUUAAAAAAAAAAAUUCUUAAGGCCAGUUCUGCCAUGGCCUACUUAUGUAGUUCUGAAGGCAGAAUUUGAUUUAUGUUUUCAUGUUACAAAGAUGUAAUUGUAAUGAGAUAUGCUCCGAUUUACAUUACUUUUUCAAGUGUGCUGACUUGAACCUGACGGUUUUUCUGCUUUUGGAUUUCCCAUAAGGGUCUAUUUUUGGCAGUCCUACUUCUCCAUUUUUAGUUAUUUAUUUUGCCCCACUGAACCUUUUGUCCUUUCACUGUCUUUAUUUCUGUCUUGUCUUUUUAGUUGAGGCCAAAUUCUGUGAAGUUGAAAAUAAACUGUGAUCAUGU
Malaclemys terrapin pileata is the source of this 2253-nucleotide messenger RNA. Its product is annotated as regucalcin-like. The record is from RefSeq and is a predicted model, not a curated record. Gene Ontology annotation, biological process: L-ascorbic acid biosynthetic process. The transcript has 9 exons. Gene Ontology annotation, molecular function: enzyme regulator activity; calcium ion binding; gluconolactonase activity. NCBI's taxonomy places the organism in Eukaryota, Metazoa, Chordata, Testudines, Emydidae. The coding region runs from base 716 to 1615 and encodes 299 amino acids.